Molecule: messenger RNA, 696 nt
Organism: Saccostrea echinata
Lineage: Eukaryota; Metazoa; Mollusca; Bivalvia; Ostreida; Ostreidae
Product: multiple epidermal growth factor-like domains protein 10
Exons: 2
Coding region: 1-696 (231 amino acids)
Source: RefSeq, a predicted model, not a curated record
AUGGUUUUGUUAGUAUUAUUGUUUCUUUCUGCUGAAAUGAUUACAGAAGGUGUCUUGUCAAUAGUAUCUACAACUGCUACUGCUGCUGUAUCAAAAAGAACUGAAUGUUUGCCGGGAUAUCACGGUGUUAACUGUGAUUAUCUAUGUUCUCCUAAUUGUGGGGGAGAUGGGACUUGUAGAUGGUAUAAUGGUGUAUGUCGGAAUGGAUGCAAGGCAGGAUACACAGGUUUAAAAUGUGACAGCACCUGCUCCCAGAAUUGUGGAGGUGAUGGGACCUGUAGAAGGAGUCCUUCUUUCUGUCUCCAUGGGUGCAAGGCAGGGUACACAGGAUUUACAUGUGAAGACGCCUGUCCAGCAAAAUGUGGAGGGGAUGGAAGUUGUCACAUUGCUACGUCUCGUUGUCUGAAUGGAUGCAAACUACCUGGGAUGACAGGGUUUUUUUGUGAAAACACCUGUCAAACAGGAUACACAGGUCAAGACUGUAACAUAACUUGUCCAGUUGGCUGUGGAGGGGAUGGGAGUUGUACUCGAGAUACUGCGUUCUGUCUUGAAGGAUGCAGGGCUGGGUAUACGGGAUAUACAUGUAGAAACACCUGCUCACCUAACUGCGGCGGUGAUGGAGGUUGUGGAGUACUUGUUCCUAUUUGUAAGCAUGGUUGCAAAGAUGGCUUCUCGGGACUAUUGUGUAAUAACUAA